Molecule: messenger RNA, 195 nt
Organism: Rhizophagus irregularis DAOM 181602=DAOM 197198
Lineage: Eukaryota; Fungi; Glomeromycota; Glomeromycetes; Glomerales; Glomeraceae
Source: RefSeq, a predicted model, not a curated record
AUGGGAUACUAUUCAAAAGAUGGUGAAAAUAAUGAUAAUAUUUAUCAUGCAAUACAACUAAUGGAACUUGACUUUGAUUUUAAUUCAUCAAAAUCAAUAUUUAGCAAAACUAGUAACUAUAAUGAUAAUGAUGAUGAUGAUGAAUUGUGCUUUGGAACUCCAAAAAUGAAAAGCUCUACGCAAGGGUUUUAUUAA